AUUCAGCAAACCCUGGAAAAAGUUUCAGGAUUCAGAUGCUUUCUUUUGUAAUUCUGCGCAAAAGGAGGGGCAUUUUAGCAUCCCGGCAUCCAUGAUGAAGAUAACAUAUAUAGAAAAGCUUUGAGUGACUUGAGUUUGCUGGAAAUAGCUGAGAUAGAACAGUGUCAGGGAGCAAACCUCAUCAUGUCAAGCAAUGCCAUAACUAUAUUUCUCUUGUUCCUCAAUAUCUCUCUGUUCCCAGCUAUCUCUGCUCUGAACCAAGAAGGUAACUCCCUCCUCUCAUGGCUUUCCACCUUCAAUUCAUCUUCUUCUGGCAUUUUCUUCUCUUCAUGGAAUGCAGCCGACCAGAACCCAUGUAAAUGGGACUAUAUCGAAUGCAAUAGGAAUGGCUUUGUUUCGGAAAUCAGUAUUAGCUCCAUCAAUCUUGGCACCACCUUCCCCAGUCAGUUCCUCUCUUUUGGCUUCCUCACCACCCUUGUCCUCUCUCACGGGAACCUAACAGGAGAAAUUCCAUCUUCGAUCGGAAACUUGUCGGUCCUGACCAGCUUGGAUCUCAGUUUUAAUGCUUUAACGGGAAGGAUACCACCAGAAAUCGGAAAGCUAUCUGAAUUGCAGCUUCUUUCACUGAGUUCUAAUUAUUUACGGGGUGGAAUUCCAACUGAAAUAGGAAACUGCUCUAAGCUUCAACAACUUGAACUAUUUGACAACCAGCUAUCAGGAAGAAUUCCAGCAGAAAUAGGUCAAUUAUGGGCUCUAGAAACCUUUCGUGCUGGUGGAAACCAGGGAAUUCAUGGAGAACUUCCGGUACAGAUAUCGCAAUGCACAGAACUGGUUUUUCUAGGCCUUGCAGAUACUGGAAUUUCGGGGCAGAUACCACAUAGUUUAGGAGAGUUGAAGAAGCUCAGGACUUUCUCAGUAUAUACAGCAAAUCUCACUGGCCAGAUUCCACCUGAAAUUGGCAAUUGCUCAGCCUUGGAGGACCUAUUUGUGUAUGAAAACCAAAUUUCUGGGGAGAUUCCCAGUGAACUGAGCUUGCUGCAAAAUCUCAAAAGAGUGUUACUGUGGCAAAACAAACUCAGUGGGAACAUUCCAGGAUCUCUAGGUAACUGUUCAAGCCUGACAGUAAUUGAUUUCUCGAUAAAUUCUCUGACAGGUGAGAUUCCGUCAACACUUGCAAAUUUAGGUGCACUGGAGGAGCUUCUUUUGUCAGAGAACAAGAUUUCUGGUGAAAUUCCAUCAUUCAUUGGCAACUUUUCCCGCUUGAGGCAACUUGAACUGGAUAACAACAGAAUCUCUGGGCAUAUCCCACCUGCUAUUGGAGAACUGAAGGAGCUUUCUCUGUUCUUUGCUUGGCAGAAUCAACUAAAUGGAAGCAUACCACCUGAGCUGGCCAACUGCAAGAAACUUCAGGCGGUCGAUCUCUCGCACAAUUUCCUUACUGGGUCAGUUCCAGAGUCCCUUUUCAACCUCAAGAACUUGACUCAAUUGUUGCUGAUAUCAAACAAGCUUUCAGGAGGAAUUCCAGCUUCUAUUGGCAAUUGUACCAACUUGACACGUCUACGGCUGGGUUCAAACAUGUUAGCUGGUGAGAUUCCAUCAGAAAUUGGACUACUACAAAGUUUGAGUUUUCUUGAGUUAUCAGAAAAUCAGUUUACUGGAGAAAUCCCUCCAGAGAUUGGUAACUGCAAUCAGCUAGAAAUGGUUGACUUGCAUAAUAAUAAGCUCCAAGGCAUGAUUCCUCCCUCCUUUGAAUCUCUAGUUCAACUCAAUGUUUUAGACCUAUCCACGAACAGAAUAUCAGGCAUCAUUCCUCAGAAUCUUGGCAAGCUCACAUCUUUAAACAAACUUGUCUUCAGUGGAAACUACAUUUCUGGUUUGAUUCCUAAAUCACUUGGCCUCUGUAAAGAUUUGCAGCUCUUGGAUUUGAGCAACAACAGAAUCAGUGGUUCAAUCCCAGAUGAGAUUGGUCAGUUGCAAGGAUUGGAUAUCCUAUUGAACUUGAGUUGGAAUUUGUUAGGAGGACCCAUCCCAGAAGGCUUUUCAAAUUUUUCAAAGCUUGCAAACUUGGAUCUUUCUCACAAUUUGUUAACAGGAAGCCUAAGAGUACUGGCUAAUCUAGACAAUCUCGCUUCCCUGAAUGUCUCGUACAAUAAUUUCUCCGGAUUUCUUCCUGAUACCAAGUUCUUUCAGGAUCUCCCCACCACUGAUUUCCUGGGUAAUCCAGAGCUCUGCAUUAACAGAAAUGACUGCAAGGUUAGAACAAACCAACGCAGCAGAGAAUCGUCUAAAAGUCUUAUUGUCUUGGUUGUUCUCAGCAUAACUGCAACAACAAUAAUUUUAACAAUUGGAGUGAUUUCACUCAUCAGAGCUCAAGGAAGCAAAUUUGGAAGGAAUGACGAAGAAGAUGGUAUGGAGUGGGAAAUCACCCCAUUCCAGAAGCUUAACUUCUCUGUAGAUGACAUUGUGACAAAGCUUUCAGAUUGUAACAUUGUAGGAAAGGGUUGCUCAGGAGUGGUUUAUCGUGUUGAGACUCCACUACGACAGGUUAUUGCAGUAAAGAAGCUAUGGCCAAUGAAGGUGGGUGAGGUCCCGGAGAGAGACUUAUUUUCUGCAGAAGUUACAGCACUGGGAUCAAUAAGGCACAAAAAUAUAGUGAGGCUUCUGGGCUGUUGUAACAAAGGGAAAACUAGAUUGCUUUUGUUUGAUUAUAUCAGUAAUGGGAGUCUAGCAGGACUACUCCAUGAGAAGAAGAUGCUCUUGGACUGGGAUGCAAGGUACAAAAUCAUACUGGGAGCUGCUCAUGGUUUGGCUUAUCUUCACCAUGAUUGCAUACCCCCCAUUGUUCAUCGCGAUAUAAAAGCCAACAACAUUUUGGUGGGAUCACAAUUUGAAGCUUUCUUAGCAGAUUUUGGACUGGCAAAGCUCAUCAACUCCUCAGAUUAUUCCACAGGUGUUUCCAACACAGUGGCAGGUUCUUACGGGUAUAUAGCUCCCGAAUAUGGAUACAGUUUGAGGAUCACAGAGAAAAGUGACGUAUAUAGCUUUGGCAUUGUCCUCCUAGAGGUCAUAACAGGGAUGGAACCAACUGAUCACCGGAUUCCAGAUGGUUCCCACAUUGUUAGUUGGGUUAACAAGGAACUGAGAGAGAAGCAUAGAGAAUUCACAUCAAUUGUUGACCAGCAACUACUCCAGCUUUCUGGAACACAGAUACAAGAGAUGCUUCAAGUGCUUGGGGUGGCUCUACUUUGCGUGAACCCUUGUCCAGAAGAGCGACCCACAAUGAAAGAUGUCACAGCAAUGCUCAAAGAGAUCAAGCAGGAAAACGAGCAGGAUUUUGAAAAACCAAGCAAGCGAUUAGUAAACAACCCAAAAGCAUCAAUUCACUGUUCUAGUUUCUCCAGAUCAUCUGAACCAUUAAUUAGAUCACCUUCCAAUAUUCCAUAGUUACGUCAGAUUCUCACAUUUCAGUUAAUUGAUUUUUCCAAGGUAACAAAAUAAGUUGUAUAGUUUAGUAUUUCAAUUUCGUAAAAACAGUUCAUAUUGAUUGUAAAUUAAUAUACUACUUGCUUCAUGCCAAUGUUGUGACUAAGUUGUUAUACUAACGGUUUCUCAAUGAAUUCAAAUGAGCCCACCAAAACAU
Messenger RNA from Diospyros lotus (date-plum), 3640 nucleotides. RefSeq names its product LRR receptor-like serine/threonine-protein kinase RGI2. The coding region runs from base 184 to 3444 and encodes 1086 amino acids. Gene Ontology annotation, biological process: protein phosphorylation. Gene Ontology annotation, molecular function: protein binding; ATP binding; protein kinase activity. The record is from RefSeq and is a predicted model, not a curated record. NCBI's taxonomy places the organism in Eukaryota, Viridiplantae, Streptophyta, Magnoliopsida, Ericales, Ebenaceae. The transcript is spliced from 2 exons.